This is a messenger RNA of Diuraphis noxia (Russian wheat aphid), 3268 nucleotides long. RefSeq names its product endoplasmic reticulum aminopeptidase 1-like. Lineage: Eukaryota; Metazoa; Arthropoda; Insecta; Hemiptera; Aphididae. Gene Ontology annotation, molecular function: peptide binding; zinc ion binding; metalloaminopeptidase activity. Gene Ontology annotation, cellular component: membrane; cytoplasm. Gene Ontology annotation, biological process: proteolysis; peptide catabolic process. The record is from RefSeq and is a predicted model, not a curated record.
AUAGGAUAAUAUGCUGUUCGCAGCAGUGUACAUCAGCAGCGUCUUUCCGACUUUCCCGUCGGUUUUUUAGUAGUGCGGAAAACGAAUAAAAAUCCACUGGGAAAACGAUAGUACGUCACACAUCGACAUCGACGGUACCGCGAUGGUGGAACCGGAAGUCGAAGACGUUGCCUUUUUGACAGCCAUUAACCAUUACAGAGAUAAUCAGGACAUGAUGCACAAGUCUGGRAUAUACGAGCACACGGCCGUCACGGCGUGUUCUCGGAGAACAGCGUUGAUCAUGGCCGGCACUACUCUGUUCCUCAUGUUUCUGUGUUCGGUGCUCAUCGCUUACGCCGGACCUCAAAACGAUUGUCCGUGUAUUGGUGAAAAACCAGUGUUUUUACCCGACGAUGACGGAGUCAAUAGAUCUCGAUCAGUUAUACCGAUCGCUACCAACGGCGACAUAUUUCCAUGGAACAACGUGCGUUUGCCAACAUUUGCUAGACCCUAUAGUUACCACAUUAGAAUACAUCCAAAUCUAACCAGCUUAGACGUAAAAGGUCAAGUAUUAAUUAACUUUAGACUCSUUCGGGAUUCUGACUACAUAGUCUUUCAUAGUAAAAAUCUUACUAUAGUUGAAAAACGUGUAGUGGAUGCUGACAAUCACGAAAAGAUUUACGAAGUGUCCAGAAUGUUGGAAUACUCUGCUGGCCAGCAAAUACUAUUGGAGUUCGAAGAAACGUUGUCCGCCGACCACAAUUACACCCUGAUUAUAAAAUACACGACUCGGUUGAGCAGAGAGUUGGAAGGUUUUUACAUAAGUAGUUACACAACGAGCAAAGGCGAAAGAAGAUAUUUGGCAACGACUCAUUUCGAACCAACGUACGCUCGUUCAGCGUUUCCUUGCUUCGACGAGCCCCAGUUCAAAGCUAAGUUUCGUAUGUCGAUCUUGAGGAACAGAUUCCACAUAGCGCUGUUCAACAUGCCGAUCAAAGAGUCCAUGGACGAUGGACUAUACAUGGGAGUUGGACUGAUGCGCGACGACUUCGAAGAAUCUGUAGAAAUGAGUACUUACCUUGUGGCAUUUGUCGUUUGUGAUUAUCAAUACGUACAUGCGCAAACUUUACAAGGAGUUGCUGUGAGAGUGUACGCUCCGCCUGAAUUGUUAUCCCAGACUUCGUUCGCCCUGAGCACUGCCACUAAAGUCAUGGAUCAUUAUUCGGAUUUCUUCGGAGUUCCGUAUCCACUACCGAAACAAGACCUUAUUGCCAUACCGGAUUUCGGUGCCGGAGCAAUGGAAAAUUGGGGCUUGAUUACGUACAGGGAGACUUCUAUACUUUACGACGAAAAAGAAACUUCAGCGGUCGCCCAUCAGUGGGUGGCCGUGGUGGUGGCUCACGAAUUAGCACACCAAUGGUUCGGCAACUUGGUGACGAUGUGUUGGUGGAACGAUUUGUGGUUGAACGAAGGUUUCGCCAGUUUCUUGGAAUACCGUGGAGUUGACCACGUGAUGCCUGGCUGGUCGAUGAUGGAUCAAUUCGUGUUAGAUAAGACCCAGCAAGGAUUGAAACUUGACGCGUUGUCCACCUCACAUCCGAUCAGUGUUAGUGUACACGACCCAGUUGAAAUCGAGGCCAUAUUCGAUUCCAUAUCGUACAGCAAAGGAGCUGCGAUCUUAUACAUGUUAGAAAAAUUUCUCGGACUGAAAACCUUAAGGAGCGGACUGAACGAUUACUUGAAUACACACAAGUACGGGAAUGCAGACACUACAGACCUGUGGAGUGUGCUUAGCCUACACGCAAAAAAUACCGUACAAGUCAGAUCCAUAAUGGAUACUUGGACCUGUCAGAUGGGUUUCCCGGUGAUCAAGAUAAGCAGAGAAAAUAGUUCGUCUUCAAACAACGCUGUUUCGUUCACGGCAAUGCAAAGUCGAUUCCUUUUAACCUCAGAAAUCUCCAGUAAGGUAAAGAAUCGAGCCGCACCGUCUCAGUACGAUUACAAGUGGUACGUACCGCUUAGCUUUUACACAGACAUUACAAGUUAUCGUGAACAAGAAGUUGUCUGGAUGAACAUGACCGAUGAAGUUGGUCACUUUCAAACUAAUGGCUGUACGGAAGUGUUGAUAGAAUUAAUGCGAUCUCAGAUUUUGUCCGCGGCUAUUUUAUGUGGAAUAGAAGAUGUGGUAAAAGAAGCAAAAAAUAGAUUUGAAGAAUGGAUGUAUGAAAACAAACGUAUACCACCAAACUUAAGGGAAGUAAUUUACUUGGCAGGUAUUAAGUAUGGAGACGUCAAAGAGUGGAAUUUUUGUUGGGAUAAAUACAAUCAAAGUCGUGUGCCAAGCGAACGUCAAUUACUCCUCACAGUACUUGGUGCUUCUAAUGAUCCUUGGUUACUUCAAAAGCUUUUGUCAACUACUCUGGAUAACACAAAAGUUAAAACACAGGAUGUUAAAAUGGUUUUUGGUGUGGUGGCUUCACAAGGACCACAAGGUCAGCUGCUGGCAUGGCGUCAUCUAAAAGCCAAUUGGGAUAACCUUCAAACACUUUUUGGAAAUGGAACAUUCACAUUGGGAGGUCUAAUUACAGCGGUUACAUCUCAUUUUUCAACUGAAUAUGAUUAUAAAGAAGUAUCUGAUUUCUUCCGUUACAUAGAUGUUGGUUCAGGAACCAGAGCUUUAGAACAAAGUUUGGAAAUGAUACAACUCAAUGUACAUUGGGUUAAGAAUAAUGAGGCCCAAAUAUAUGAUUGGCUAGUGAAAAACUUAAAAACAAAGAAUAGUAAAAACUGAAAAAAAUUAAUACAGUAUAACAUAGUGACUGUGUAUUUUUGAAGUAUUAAGCCAAGCAAAUAUGUAAGACUGAUAUGAGAAAAAUAAGUUUAAAAAAUAAAUUUGAAAAAUUAUUUCAAAUUUAUUUUUUUAAUUUAAAGGAAUAGAAUAUUUUGAGCAUGAAAAUAAAAUAUUAAAAUGAUACUUAAUUUAAUAAAUAAAUUGAAAUUUGAAAUUUGCUUCCCAAACCAAUAGUUGUAAAACUGAAUUAACCUUUUUAACUUUCUAGCAAUAUGUACACACAUAAUAUUAUGCUUUUCAACUUUUAUUGUUUGAUUUAUAAACAUAAUUUUUUUUUAUCCUCUGUAAAAUUAAAAAUUUAUUCUGAGAACUAAAUUUCAGGGUUUUUGAAACUGAAAAUCUAAUAAAAUUUUUAAAAAUCAGUUUGUGUUCACAGGGUUAAUACGUAGGAAUAGUAUACAUUUUUACGUAUUUAACCAUAAAUUAGUAUUUUUAUUU